Messenger RNA from Thermothielavioides terrestris NRRL 8126, 372 nucleotides. RefSeq lists its product as uncharacterized. The record is from RefSeq and is a predicted model, not a curated record. The annotation marks the transcript as partial. NCBI's taxonomy places the organism in Eukaryota, Fungi, Ascomycota, Sordariomycetes, Sordariales, Chaetomiaceae. The transcript has a single exon.
GGCUACAGCAAUGGCAAUUCCUCGUCCCCCAAAUCCGCAGAAGGGCCCAGCGCCACCAGCGGCGGCUCCCGCAGCAAAGACGCCGUCGAGUCCGGGUCGAGUCCGACAGCCGGCGUUCUCCCGGACACGCUCGCCGACGGUGACGCGCGCGGCCGGACCGGCAGCGGCAAACCGCUCGAAAGCUCGUGCGCCGCGCCGCCGCAGCCCAAGAUCAGCAACGCCAGCGUGCCGGGCCAGCAGCCCCAGCUGACACCCGAGCAGCAGGCCGAGGCGGACGAGCACAAUCGGGAGUUUAAGAGCAAGCACAGCAAGGCGGACCCGGAGGUAGAUGACAAGGUCGACAAGAGCUUCUGGAGCGGCAAGGGCUCAAGG